AUGGCAAAACUCACUGAUGAUGCCGACUACGAUGCCGGCGAAACGUUUGGGAAUGUAUCAAGUCCACUGUCAGAUGCUGGGAAUCAUGACAACUACUAUGGCAGAAGACUUCGGACUAGGUGCGUGCAUCAGGUCCACUGUCAGAUGCUGGGAAUCAUGACAACUACUAUGGCAGACGAUUUCGGACUAGUUGCGUUCUACAUAGUCGCCCUGACAACAGGACAAAGUUGCGACAACGAGGUCAACCCACUUAAAUCAAUCGAAAGGAGACUGCGACCAUACCAGAGGCCGCAACAUCUUGUUUCUUCAUAUCUUCAAACAGGUUGUGAAAGGUUGGACGACGUACAUGUUCAUCCACGUUUGGCCAAAGUGUAG
Protopolystoma xenopodis is the source of this 375-nucleotide messenger RNA. The record is from the annotation of a GenBank genome assembly. Lineage: Eukaryota; Metazoa; Platyhelminthes; Monogenea; Polystomatidea; Polystomatidae.